CUGAUAGGUGGCACUGACUGGCAUCACUACUGGGCACUGACUGGCGGCACUGACUGGCACAAUUGCUGGGCACUAACUGGUGGCACUGACUGGCAGCACUGCUGGGCACAGGUGGGUGGCACUGGUGGGUGGGCACUGGUGGGUGACACUGCUGGGUGGCACAGGUGGGGACACUGCUGGGCACAGGUGGGCGGAACUUGCGGGUGGCACUGCUGGGCACCGAUCAUCAGGUCACUGAUCAUCAGUGCCCUGAUGAUCGGUGCCGAUCCCUGCUCUAACAACUGCCGGUUCUCGGCAGUACUUUCCUUACGAUCUGACUGCGUGACGAAAGUGCAGCCGAGAACCGGCAAUGGC
Molecule: messenger RNA, 354 nt
Organism: Staurois parvus
Lineage: Eukaryota; Metazoa; Chordata; Amphibia; Anura; Ranidae
Source: the annotation of a GenBank genome assembly